CAGCUAAAACCCACAUGGAGGGCGAUACCUUAUAAAGCUGCGCAGGCGGUCCCUAAGGUGUCCGUUCGCUAAAGCCAGGUGAUGGUAUAAGCACCUGCUAGACAGCGGGAAAGGUGUCUAAGGUGCCCGUUCUGCUCAUGUCAGCCAACCUUAAUGCGACAUGGGAAUUCGACAAUCUCCACCUUUUACCUUGAGGGGUUUGGGAAUUGCACGGAAUGAUAGGCGCAUCGGCGGCGUAAGGCCGAAAAUAUGUGGUGAUUUUGGAGAAAUGGCAAGAUUGGAGGCGUUUAUGGCGUCGUGCUGGAUGGUGACUGGUUGGAGGGGGUGAGGGGUAGAGGAGAGACAUUAUUCAUGAUGGCUGCGAUGCGCGUCCUGGGAUUUGCUGAGGACGGGCCUGGGCUUCCUUAAUGGGAAGGCGGCUCGUCAGGUGUGAGAAUAUGAGGUAGGUGGUUCUCUUGGGAUUUUAUAUAUAAAGAGGGCUUCCCUCCCGUUCCUGUAGCUGUGGUCAAGUCACACAAGCACCUUCCUCAUCUUCCUCAUUGUCUUGUCUAUCACAUAUCACAUCUGAUUCUCCAGCAACCAUCAGUAUCACCAUCACCAACAUGACCAAACCCAACUCCACCACCCCCGACCUCGACCUAUCCGCCCUCACCCUCUCCCCCGAACCCCCCCUCCAAACCUUCCCCCUCGGCGACUUCACCCUCCAAUCCGGCGCCGUUCUCCCCUCUGCCCAAAUCUCCUACACCAUCCAUGGCUCCCUCUCCCUGCCCCCAAUCCUCUACCCAACCUGGUUCUCUGGUCUCACUGGCUCCAACACCUGGCUUCUCGGCCCCACGCGCCCUCUCUCCCCCGAGAAAUACUGCAUCAUCAUCCCCGCCCUCUUCGGGAACAGCCAGUCCACCUCACCCUCCAACUCGGACCUGCGUCCGUUUCCCGCGAUCACGUUGUAUGAUAAUGUGCGCGCGCAACAUGAACUUCUCACGAAGGGGUUGGGGAUUACGCAUCUGAGAGCGGUGUUGGGGUGGAGUAUGGGCGGGGCGCAGACGUUUCAGUGGGCUACGCAGUACCCGGAGUUUAUGGAUAUAAUCGUCCCUUUCUGUGGCGCGGCAAGGUGCGCGACGCAUAAUCAGGUGUUUUUGGAAGGGCAGAAGAGCGCGUUACUUGCGAUCAAGGGGGUUCGCUCCGCCGGUGCCGGUAGAGACGGCGGGGAGAGGGGAGAAUGGAGUAAGGAUGAGUGGGAAGUGGGGAUGAGGGCGUUUGCGAGGGGUUAUGCCGGGUGGGGUUUCUCUCAGGAGUUUUAUCGCGAGAAGGUGUAUGAGACUUAUUUGGGGUAUAAGGAUCUCGAGGACUUUUUGGUUGGGUUCUGGGAGAAGUGGGCGGUUUCGAAAGACCCGGAGAAUAUGCUCACGAUGUUGCGUACCUGGCAAACAGCCGACGUAUCGAAGCAAGAGCCGUAUAAUGGCGACCUCAAGGCUGCUAUGCAGGCUAUAAAGGCCAAAGCUCUUGUCCUGCCAUCCAAGACGGACUUGUACUUCCCGCCUGAGGACUCGGAAAUCGAAGUCUCGCUUAUGCGCGACGGCGUCGCGACACUGGCGGUUUUUCCGUCUAUCUGGGGACACUGGGCGGGUGGUCCGGGGGAGUCGAAGGAGGAUGGCGAGUGGCUUGAUGAGCAGCUUAGGGGGAUUGGCCUUUGAGUUUUGAGCUUUGAGUAUCGAGCUUCGAGUCUCGUCUCAGUGCGUAUGGACUUGCUAUUUUUUGAACUGAUGCUUUGUCCGUUUCUUUAUAUUUAUUUCUUAUUCUACAACAUACAAUGAUACUUGUUUCGUCCCACUAUGACUAUCGGAGCACAAGUUCGACUUCGAACCAAAUAAUACUAUUCUGUCUCAGGCGCAACAAAGAGGAAG
Molecule: messenger RNA, 1904 nt
Organism: Pseudogymnoascus verrucosus
Lineage: Eukaryota; Fungi; Ascomycota; Leotiomycetes; Thelebolales; Thelebolaceae
Exons: 3
Coding region: 603-1694 (363 amino acids)
Biological process (GO): biosynthetic process
Molecular function (GO): acyltransferase activity, transferring groups other than amino-acyl groups
Source: RefSeq, a predicted model, not a curated record